AUGCGGCGCUGGAAGAAGCUCGAUCUCGCCCUUAUAGGUGUAUGUCUAUUAGCGAUUUUGGUGAGAGAGGGUGAGGCGGCGGCUGCCUGUAAGGGAUGCGCUCCUCCUUGUGUAUGCCCUGGACAAAAAGGAGAACGGGGUCUUCCCGGUUUUGCUGGUCCAGAAGGUCAUCCAGGCUCUCCAGGAGAAGAUGGAUCUGAAGGAAUGAUUGGAGCACCCGGAAUGAUGGGAGCUGAAGGAGAUUUCGGAGACAUGGGACCAAAAGGUCCUCGAGGAGAUCGCGGUUUACCAGGAGCUCCCGGUCAUCCCGGACUUCCUGGAUUGGAUGGAUUCCGAGGCUUGAAAGGAGAAGAAGGAAUCCCUGGAUGCAAUGGAACGGAUGGUACGCCUGGAAGACCUGGAUUGCCUGGAUAUCCAGGUCAACCGGGAGAACAAGGGCGAUCUGGAAUUCCUGGUGAGAGAGGUCAACCUGGAGAUGGAGGCAUCAAUUCUGAUGGAAGGAAGGGAGAAAGGGGUAACCCGGGACACCCUGGAACACCUGGAACACACGGAUCACCUGGACACCCUGGAGCUAAAGGAGGCAAAGGAGACCAAGGACCGUGGGGUUUACCUGGUUUCCCAGGACCACUUGGAGAAAAAGGACGAAUGGGAUUGAGAACACCUGGAAUGAAAGGAGAAAAAAGGUCUUCCGGACCACCAGGACCUCCUGGACAAUCUGGUGUUUGGCCUGAGAUCAAACAACCGCCAGAGAUCGAGAUUUUGCAAGGUCCACAAGGAAUGCCAGGAACCAAAGGAGAGAAGGGAAGAAAUGGACCUGUCGGACAACCUGGAUUCCCUGGAAGAGAGGGUGAACCCGGUUAUGCAGGGCUUAAAGGAGACAAAGGAGAUCAUGGAGAUUUUGGAGAAAGAGGAAAAAGAGGAAAAGAUGGAAACAUGGGACUUCAUGGUGAAAAGGGAUCGGGUGGAGAACAAGGAUUGAACGGUUUACCUGGGAUUCCUGGUCACAAAGGAGAAGCAGGCGAGCCUGGAUAUGAUGGACGACAGGGAGAGGAAGGAGAAUGCGGACCAGAAGGACCAAUUGGAAAAGGCACGGGUGAAGCGGGACCUCGAGGACCUCAAGGAAUCGAUGGAGUGCCUGGAGAAGCUGGAGAACCUGGAAGAUCUGGACUACCAGGUUCUGUUGGAUGGAGAGGACCGGUUGGAUAUCCAGGAUCCCCUGGAGCACCUGGAAUUUCCGGACUUCCUGGAUUCAGCGAAAAGGGAGACCGUGGGUCAGAUGGAUAUCCCGGAUUUGUUGGCUCACCUGGUAUCCCUGGAGAAGAUGGAGAUUGUGGCCUUCCCGGCGAAGACGGCCCACCUGGUUUUGAUAUUCAGGGACCACCCGGUGCUGAUGGUUUGUCUGGUCGUGAUGGUUAUCCUGGAAUUCCUGGAACAGUCGGAGAUCCUGGUUUCUCUGGAGAAAAAGGAUUUCCCGGUACAGGAGUGAACAAAGUCGGCCCAGCUGGUUUGCCAGGACUUCCUGGUGAUCCGGGACCAAAUGGUCGAAUUGGUAUUGACGGACCGCCUGGAUUUCCUGGAGUUUCUGGUGAAAAAGGAGAUGAUUGUGGAUACUGUCCUGACGGUCUUGCUGGUCUUCCUGGUGAUGUUGGAGCACCUGGCCUUGAUGGUUUCCCAGGACCACCAGGACCAUAUGGAGAUGAAGGAGAGUGCGGUGAACCUGGUUUGUCGGGUAAAGCUGGAGCUCCCGGUUCUGAUGGAUUGCCUGGACUCGAGGGACCUCCAGGAUUGCCUGGUUACGCUGGACCAAAGGGAGAAAUGGGAGAGAUUGUCGGUCCGAUUGAAAACCCGCCUGGCAUUCCUGGGCCAAAGGGAGAACGAGGCCUACCAGGGUACCCAGGAUCGGAUGGAAGUUCUGGAUUGGGAGGUCCUUCUGGUCCUCCUGGUCCUCCUGGCUUGCCUGGAAAUCCUGGUGAACAGGGUCUUGUCGGAAUUGAAGGAAAGAAGGGACGCGAUGGAGCUCUUGGCUUCCCUGGAGCACCUGGACUGCCUGGAGAUAACUUCCCUGGGUUGCCCGGCACACCUGGAUUGAAAGGCAAAUUGAAAAAUAAAGCAAGACCAAGAGGUAUCGACGCACCUUGGCGUGAAGUCAAGCCCGGACCACCAGGACUACCUGGACAAGAUGGACGUCCAGGAGAAGAAGGCGAAUGUGGAGAUGAAGGACUGCCUGGAUUCCCUGGACAACCAGGUCAAGAUGGCUACCCUGGAGCCCCUGGAGAACGCGGUGGUGAUGGAAUGCCCGGUUUCCCCGGACUUCACGGAGAGCCAGGAUAUCGAGGACAGCAAGGAGAUGUGGGCUUAAAUGGAUUAGAUGGCGAGUGUCUCCCAGGUCAACGAGGAGAGCCUGGUUAUGGUUAUCCAGGACAAGCUGGAAUCCCUGGAGAACCAGGUGAAUGCGGCGAAGAUGGUUUCCCGGGGGUACCUGGAAGACAAGGACAACCAGGACAACCCGGUUUGCCAGGACAUCCGGGAGAGCGUGGGAUGGAUGGCCCUGCUGGACCUGAUGGACUUCCCGGAAUUCCUGGAGAAGUUGGACUUCCUGGAAUCCCUGGCAAACAAGGCCGGCUAGGAGCAAUUGGUUGCCCUGGUAAACCUGGUCUACCAGGUUAUAGAGGUGAAAGUGGACAAGCUGGUCAACCUGGAUAUGCUGGAGCACCGGGACUUCCUGGAGAGAAUGGAUUGCCUGGAGUACCUGGAAGAGAAGGAGCUCCCGGUGAACCUGGAAGACCUGGAGAAGAUGGAAGCAUUGGAUUCCCGGGACUUCACGGAGAGCCUGGCAUGCCUGGACUACCUGGAACCGAGGGAUAUCCUGGAGAAGAAGGCGAGUGUGGUGAAGAUGGACUUCCUGGAUUGUCUGGAGAACGUGGAGCUGAUGGCUUACCUGGAUUGCCUGGACGAGAUGGUUUGGAGGGAGAAGGUGGGCUGCCAGGAGAUGAUGGAUUGCCGGGAUUGCCCGGUCUUCCUGGAGAGCCUGGUAAUCUUGCUCGACCCGGAUUGCCUGGAGAUCUUGGACUACCUGGAAUGGAUGGCCUUCCUGGAGACGCUGGUCUUCCUGGUCUUGAAGGUGACUGCGGUCCUGAAGGAGAGCCUGGACAGUCAUACCCUGGACAACCUGGAUUGGCUGGUCCUGAGGGUGAGCCUGGAUAUGAUGGUGGAGAUGGACUUCCCGGAACUCCUGGCUAUCCAGGAAUCACCGGUCGACCGGGAGCUAAAGGAGAAAAUGGAGACAACGGACUUCCUGGAUACCGUGGAACCGAUGGACGGUCAGGAGAAGAAGGAGAAUGCGGCGAGCCUGGAGUCCCAGGUCAACCUGGUUACCCUGGACAAGCUGGAGCACCUGGACUCGCUGGAUACCCCGGAGAAGCCGGUUUCCCAGGUCUUCCUGGUGACAAUGGACUGCCUGGAAUUCCCGGACAAUCUGGACUUCCUGGCCUCAAGGGAGAAGCGGGAAGCGCUGGACUGCCUGGGUACCACGGCGCUCCUGGUUUGCUUGGAUAUCCGGGAGAGGCUGGACUGCCUGGAGCGGACGGACUUCCAGGAGAUGAUGGUAUCCCUGGUGUGCCUGGUGGGCCUGGAGAGGAGGGUGAAUGUGGAGAAGAAGGAGGCCCUGGAUAUCCCGGACAACCUGGAUUACCCGGACCCAUUGGUCCACCCGGAUGUAAUGGAUUGCCUGGAGCUCCUGGCAGAGAUUCUCCUGGAUCAUCAGGAUUGCCAGGAGAAGCCGGUCUUCCCGGCCGUGAUGGAUAUCCCGGAGCUCCAGGUCUUCCUGGAGAGCGCGGAGAUGAUGGACUGCCUGGAACACCUGGAUACCCAGGAAUGCAUGGAGAACCUGGUUUACCUGGAGGACCUGGCGAGAGAGGACUUGUCGGUCUUAAUGGAAAAGAUGGGAGGGAUGGACAACCUGGUGUUCCUGGAUUCCCAGGUCAAGAUGGCUUGCCCGGUGUAGAGGGAGAUUGUGGAGAUGAUGGUUUCCCUGGUCUUCCCGGUCUUGAAGGCACUCCUGGUUACCCUGGAAGUAGAGGAGAUGCUGGAUUGCCUGGAGCUCCUGGUUAUCGUGGAGACAACGGAGUGCCCGGACUAUCAGGAGCACCAGGAUUACAAGGAGCUCGAGGAGAUGAUGGACUUCCUGGAUUUGAUGGAAAAUCCGGAGUUCCCGGUCGCCCUGGAGUUCCUGGCCCUCCAGGAGCAUCUGAUAUGACACAACGAGGUCUCCCCGGUGCACCUGGAGAUGAUGGAUAUCCCGGAGAGAAGGGUUACCCGGGAGAGAAUGGAAAUAGAGGCUUGCCAGGACCAAACGGUGCAGCUGGUUUCCCUGGAUCGCUUGGAAUUCCGGGAAGCCCGGGAGUUUCUGGAGUUUCUGGAUACAAGGGAGAAAAUGGAGAUGCUGGUUUGGUCGGUGUUCUCGGUAGAGCCGGUCAUCCGGGACCUCCAGGACCUCCUGGUUUCCCUGGUGUGCCCGGACCAAUCGCUCCAAGCAGAGGAUUCACUUACACCAAGCACUCGCAAACCACUCAGGUGCCAACUUGUGCCGAUGGAACUCAACCACUUUGGACCGGAUAUUCACUUCUCUAUGUACAAGGAAACGGACGUGCCUCAGGACAAGAUCUUGGUCAACCGGGAUCGUGUCUCUCGAAAUUCUCAACAAUGCCUUUCAUGUUCUGCAAUUUGAACAGUGUUUGUCAUGUCUCUUCGCGUUCCGAUUAUUCCUUCUGGCUUUCGACCGAAGAGCCGAUGACAGCCAUGAUGAACCCCGUAACCGGUUCUGCAAUCCGACCAUACAUCUCGCGAUGCGCUGUUUGCGAGAUUCCAACUCAAAUCAUGGCCGUUCAUUCGCAGGAUGUUUCUGUGCCAAGAUGUCCUCAAGGAUGGAGUCCUCUCUGGCAAGGAUAUUCGUUUGUCAUGCACACUGCCGCUGGUGGUGAGGGUACAGGGCAAUCACUCCAAUCGCCUGGCUCAUGUCUCGAGGAGUUCCGUGCAGUGCCUUUCAUUGAGUGUCAGGGACGAGGCACAUGUAACUACUACGCAACAAAUCACGGCUUUUGGUUGGCCAUUGUGGAUCGAAAUCAACAAUUCCGCAAACCAAUGUCACAAACAUUAAAGGCUGGUGGUUUGAAAGAUCGAGUGUCGAGAUGCCAGGUUUGUCAAAAGGAUGGCCCUCGUCGU
Mesorhabditis belari is the source of this 5220-nucleotide messenger RNA. The record is from the annotation of a GenBank genome assembly. NCBI's taxonomy places the organism in Eukaryota, Metazoa, Nematoda, Chromadorea, Rhabditida, Rhabditidae.